CAGCCAACUUCACUCACGUCGUUGUCACUGAUUGCAAUUUUAAUAAAAAGGAAAGAAUUUUAUCACUUUUAAAAGACGUAGAAAGUGUAUGUGUCGUGGGAGAAACCCGAUUUACUUGCUAAAAACUUUUUAAAAACUCACUUUUUAACAGCCAAUCGAAAAAGCAAACCCUUAUACAAGGAAAUCAGACAAAAUGACGUCUAUGGAGCAAAAUCGUUUACAAAACUUCAAAAACAAAGGGAAAGACCAGGAUGAAAUGCGACGUCGGAGAAAUGAAGUCACCGUUGAGCUGAGGAAGAACAAGCGCGAAGAGACCAUUCUCAAGCGUCGCAAUGUGCCCAAUUUGGACUCGAACACAGAUGAGGAGGAGCAGUUGUCCUCGUCCAUUGACCUGAAGAAGCUGGCAAAGGCAGCCGCAGACGCCACCAAGCCGGAACAGCAACUGGCCGCUGUUCAGGCUGCCCGCAAGCUGCUGUCGUCGGACAAGAAUCCACCCAUCAACGAUCUGAUCCAAAGCGACAUUCUGCCCAUCCUGGUGGAGUGCCUCAAACAACACAAUCACACAAUGCUCCAGUUCGAGGCCGCCUGGGCCCUGACCAACAUUGCCUCUGGCACAUCGGCUCAGACCAACGAGGUUGUUGCCGCCGGUGCCGUGCCGCUCUUCCUUCAACUUCUCAACUCGCCCGCUCCCAAUGUUUGCGAACAAGCCGUGUGGGCCCUGGGCAACAUCAUAGGCGAUGGUCCUUUGCUCCGCGAUUUUGUCAUUAAGCACGGAGUCGUGCAGCCACUUUUGUCGUUCAUCAAGCCAGACAUCCCCAUCACAUUCUUGCGCAAUGUAACAUGGGUUAUUGUGAAUUUGUGCCGCAACAAGGAUCCGGCUCCCCCGACAGCCACCAUUCAUGAGAUCCUGCCCGCACUCAAUGUGCUCAUUCAUCACACCGACACGAACAUCCUGGUGGACACGGUCUGGGCCAUCAGCUAUUUGACUGACGGUGGCAACGAUCAGAUCCAGAUGGUCAUUGAAAGUGGAGUUGUACCCAAGCUGAUACCACUGCUGGGCAACAGCGAGGUCAAGGUACAGACAGCCGCACUGCGGGCUGUUGGCAAUAUUGUGACUGGAUCGGAUGAGCAGACACAGGUUGUGCUCAACUACGACGCGCUCUCCUACUUCCCGGGCCUGCUCUCGCAUCCCAAGGAGAAGAUCCGAAAGGAGGCGGUUUGGUUCCUUUCCAAUAUAACCGCUGGAAAUCAAUCGCAGGUGCAGGCCGUUAUUAACGUGGGUCUCCUGCCCAAAAUUAUCGAGAACCUAAGCAAGGGCGAGUUCCAGACACAGAAGGAGGCUGCCUGGGCCAUCAGCAAUCUGACCAUUAGCGGCAACCGCGAACAGGUCUUCACCUUGAUCAAGGAGGGCGUCAUUCCGCCAUUCUGUGACCUCCUUUCAUGCCAGGAUACGCAAGUUAUAAAUGUUGUUUUGGAUGGUCUGAACAAUAUGUUAAAAGUGGCCGAUUCUCAUGUUGAGGCGGUGGCCAACUGCAUUGAGGAAUGCGAGGGCCUGGCCAAGAUCGAGCGUCUGCAGAGCCACGAAAACGUUGAAAUCUACAAACUAGCUUAUGAGAUCAUCGAUCAAUACUUCACUGAUGAGGGCGAACAGACUAACAUGGCACCGACCUCCGACGGCGCACAAUACAAUUUCGAUCCACACGCCGAUAGGCUAACGAUGAACUCAUUUAACUUUUAACGAUUUAAUCAGAAAGCAGCCGCGCAGUAGCAGUGAAGUGAAAACCAAACACGUGCAACACCACAUAAUUUGGCGUUUAUUCGUACACAAUCGCUUGUGUAUGAACAAGCCCGACGAGCCGUCAACCAAUUCACAUAAUAAUAGCAUUAUAUUUUGUCCACCACACAGCAGCAAUUAGACAGCCGGGUUCGUUUUAGGGACGAGAAUAGGAACUCUGGAGGAUACACAACGGAUAAUCCGCUGCAGCCGUUUUAGCUUCUCUCAAUUCUGUGUUAACAAAAUUACAAAAUUCAGACAUACACACACUCUUGGGUGUGUGAAUGUGCAAUGCAAGGACUUCUCCGAUUGAAGCGACUCUGCUAUAGAUCAUCCAAAAUAUAAACACAGGAAUGAGAAACAGAUUUCAAAAAGAAUGUAGACCUAUUUGAUUUAUAUGAAAUUAUUUAAAUAUUUACGCUUCUGAUUUGUAAUUGAAAUUACAUAUGUAUACAUUUCUAACAUGAAAACGAUAAAAGCAAAAGGCAACUCAUCAUUUUGUUUCCAGGCAGAUAAGUUAAGCGGAAUUUUAUAAGAACAAGUGUGUCGCGUUUCAAGACCAGGCAUUCGAGUUGUCCGUCGGCCGAGCUGUUAAUAAUUAGCGUUUAUUUCAGCUAGUGCGUCACUUGAGCACGUUUCCCAUUAAUGCGCAAUUGCCCGUCUACCUGGCAGGGCAGCUGAAAAAUCGGCUUUCACAUGGCAACAGAUCGAGUAAAUAUUUGUAAACAAUCAGAUCGAAAAUCGAAUUCGGAUUGCAACAGAAGGGACUGGGCGUUUCCCUCAAUUGAGGGAUCAAAUUGUAUUAAUGACUUAUCUGCAAAGCAUCAGUUUCGCUAGUGUUCUGUAUACAGUAUAGGAUACUUUAAAUCAGUUAGAUUUAGUUGAGUGAUGUGAUGUAUGUUUUACUUUUAAAUCUUGAGGAGUGUGGGAAUAAAUAGCUCUUCAUUUUACUUU
Molecule: messenger RNA, 2728 nt
Organism: Drosophila melanogaster (fruit fly)
Lineage: Eukaryota; Metazoa; Arthropoda; Insecta; Diptera; Drosophilidae
Gene: Kap-alpha3
Product: karyopherin alpha3
Exons: 6
Coding region: 194-1738 (514 amino acids)
Biological process (GO): protein import into nucleus; anatomical structure morphogenesis
Cellular component (GO): cytoplasm
Molecular function (GO): nuclear import signal receptor activity
Source: RefSeq, marked reviewed